GAAGAAUUGGUUGUCGUGUUUCUGCGCUACGUUGCGGUUCAAUAAAAUUGUGAAUUUUCCAAAGGAAAAAUCAACUAAAAAUUAUAAUAAAAGUGUGUGUAAAGCACUAAAAAUCGCGAGAAAUAAAGCUUAAUCAGCUUUGCUCAAAUCUAUGGCGUGUGCGUCUAAAUUUUGCGGCCACAAAUAAGAAAUAUAAAUAAGCAAGUGAAAAUUUACCACCCCCAGUGAAAAAUUGUGAAAAACUGUGAAAAACAGUGCAAUACACAAACGAGCAUUACGCAUAGUGAAAAAUCUUUAAAAGCAUUACGUAGUGAAAAAAGUAAAGUAGUAAAAACGAAACGAAAUUUACUGAGACACACACACAAAAAUCAACAGCAUUAAUUUUGCACCUUAAUUUGUAUACAAAUUUAUUGGGUACCAGCAGUAAAAGCGUCAAGACGCCGCCAACAGCGCCAGCCUCACCCCCAGCGGAGCAUAAGUGCGUGAUGCGUGACCUCGGCACAAAAAUGGCCGAGCUGAAAUUUGAGGCUCCUUUAGCUAAAUUCGAGGAGACAGACGAAUGGGGCGGUUGUGACUUCAUUACUCAUCAGAAUACGAUCAACGAUACAUUGAAUUUGAAUCUGAAAGAUCCGGCUAUGAAGCAAGAGGCCAAGAUGCGCCUACUCGAGGAGGCUGUACGCGAUGCGCAUGUAAGCAAGAAUGGUGUACUGAUGACAAACGGCACUGCUACUGGCGACAGAGCUGGCAGCGGUGCAGCAAGUCCCAAUUGCAAUUCUAUGCAGACCGCUGAACUGGGUUUGGAUGUGGGAUUGGCGCCUGGCGAUGAUGGUUGCGAUAAGCGUUCCACCACUGGCGAUACAGUGGAUAAUUUUGCUGAGACUUUUGGCGGAAGUCUCGAGGAUUUAGUGAAUACAUUUGACGAAAAGAUUACCAAAUGUUUUGGGAAUUUCGAAGAGAACGUCGAAGACUUGGCACCGGUGCAGGUGCGCAGUCAAGAGGAAAUUAUGAAUGAAUGCCAAAUGUGGUGGACCAUCACUGGCAAUUUUGGCAACAUUCUUCCCAUCGAUUGGUCGAAAUCAUUUACACGCCAAAUGCAUAUGCCCACAUUGAAUUUGGGCCAAAAUCAGUUGGGUGCUGGUAAUGGCAGUAUUGGCAAUUCACUUGAUGCCACCACACCCGGUGAUGAGUUGACUAGCGAAGAUGAGGCAGUGGCCAAUGAUCUCGACAUGCAUGCACUGAUAUUAAAUGGGCUCAAUGCCGAACAGGAGGAACCCAUCAAAUCGGUUGAGGAGGUAAUCAAGGAGAUUGACGAUAUUAUGGAUGAGGCUGAGAGUCCAUUAGAUGAAGCAGAAACAUGCGAAUCGGAAGUGAUAGAGAAGGCUAGAGAGGUGUUGGGCGCGCCAUUGUAUGCGGAGAAAUUACAGUAUUUGUCGAUAUCACAAUUGAAUGAGCUCUACAUGGAAAUGGAAAUGCUCAUACAAGAACUCAGCGAGACCCUGAUCAAUGAGUUGGCGCUACGCGAUGAGCUCGAAUACGAGAAAGAGCUAAAAAAUUCCUUCAUCUCGCUGCUAUUAGCGGUACAGAACAAACGCAGACAGUAUCAUGUGGAGAAGAAACGUGGAAAAUUGCAAGGUCCGGAGCCAAAGUAUCUGACCACUGUCAUACCUUACCACAUGGAGAAUGGCACACCAAACAACCAGUCAUUGCAAGUGCUGAUUAAAAUCCUAAAAGCAAUCAAUGAGGACAGCCCAACCGUUCCAGCGCUGCUCACAGACUAUAUUCUAAAAGUACUCUGCCCCACAUAAACACGCACUGCGUUGGCUGGCGCAGUUGAGUUGUUAGGUGUUUUUAGUACAUAAUUGCAGUGAAUACAUUUAGAACAAAGAAACCAAAAAAAAAAAAACAAAAAACAAGAAAAUACAAAAACAAAAACUCAUUUUCGGUGAAAAAAAGAGAAGCUAAUAUAAAUGAACAAUUUAAGUUAUAUAAAAUUAUAUUUCUUAAUAAUGUUUUUUUUUAUUCUAUUUUUAGUUACUACCUAAAGUAAAACAAAAGAAACGUAUAAUGCAUAAAGUUAGAAGAUUUUAAUAAAAAAAAACGUAAUAAAAAGUAAAUGUGUGUAUAGCAUGUAGAAAAAUUUGUUUGCUGACAUUAACGAGCGGAGAAAAUAUCGAAGUGUAUGGCGUGCUGUUGAAAGAGGAGUAUUUUUAAUGUCAACUUUUUUUCUCGUGUUUUUGUUGAAUUAUUUGAACAGACAGCACAUUUUUAGUGAUAAAAUGUAAGGCAUUUUAAACAAAUUCUUACAAUUGAAAAUUCCUCCUACACUGCAAAAAAUGUGUCCUUUAGAGCGUUGAAACGAAAGAAAGUUUGAUUUAACCUAAACUGCCCUACAAGAAACAAAUAAAAUGUUGUAAAUUUGAUAUAAAAAAAUAAUUGUUUGCUGGUAGAGCAUAAUUAUGUAUUGGAAAAACUUGUUUUAAACACUGAUUGUUUGAAAAAAACUACAAAGGAAAAAUUAGAUUGAUUUGAAAAGCUCAAAAAAAGAAAAUUUAAUCAAUUAUUACGCACCAUUAAAAAACCUCUAAAUCUUAAUACAAACAAAAAAACAAGGUCUGUCGGAGAAUAUGUGGACGCUUGAGACGUGAAAUAUAUUUUUUGAUAGAAACUAACUAAUACAAAAUUCUUAACCCUCUGAGCUCCAAAAUUUAUUGUUUUCAUUAAAUGCGAAAAAUAGUUUGAUAAAAAUAGUUUGAAUUUUCUUAUAAGAUAAUACUGGAUUCAUGGCGGAUUAUUACAGAAUUCGUUGGCGCAAAAUUAUAAAAAAAUGUUUAAAAAUUAUAAAAAAAAAUUUACAAUCUUCUAUAUCUUAAUACAAACGAAAAGAGUGUCUUUAGAGGUCGGUUUAACUAAUACAAAAUUUUUAACCCCUUGAGCUUCAAAAUUUAUUGUUUUCAUUAAAUGGAAAAAAUACUUUGAUACAAAAUACUUUGAAUUUCCUUACAAGAUAAUACUGGAUUCUUGGCGGAUUAUUACAGAAUUCGAUGGCGCAAAAUUAUAAAAGAAUUAUAAAAAAAUUUACAAUCUUCUAAAUCUUAAUACAAAAACAAACAUGUCUGUAGAGGUCUGUUGAAGAAUAUGUAAACGCUUGAGACGUGAAAUAUAUUUUUUGAUAGAAAUUAACUAAUACACAAAAUUCUUAACCCUCUGAAGUCCAAAAUUUAUUGUUUUCAUUAAAUGGAAAAAAUAGUUUGAUAAAAAUAGUUUGAAUUUCCUUACAAGAUAAUACCGGAUUCAUGGCGGAUUGCUACAUAAUUUAAGGGGGGAGCCUGGUUUAUGAGGUCUAAAAAUUGCAUCUCUUUGCGACUUUUUUUUAAGGAAAAAAUUAAUUUAGCACUGCAAAGUUUUUUCUAUCUUUUAAUGAACAUUUAAAAAGUAUAAAAAAUUUUUGUACUGGUUAAAAUAAGAAGAAAAAAAUGUUUAACAUAGAAAUUAGAAGAGCGCUGCAACGCUGGAGUUUCCAACUGGGGUACAAGAUACAGCUCGUAAUUAUUAUCUAAAUCAAAAAAUUCAAAUGAAUUUCUAAUUAUCAUGAUAUUUUAUUCUAGAUGAACUAAGAAAACUGAGAGAAAUUCCAAUAUUUCAACUUUUUGGAGGUUUUAAAGAAAAAAAUGUCUUUCUAUAAAAAAAAAAUUCACUUCA
This is a messenger RNA of Anastrepha obliqua, 3699 nucleotides long. It is a transcript of the gene Unc-76, whose product is annotated as fasciculation and elongation protein zeta-2. The transcript has 5 exons. Bases 486 to 1805 code for a protein of 439 amino acids. NCBI's taxonomy places the organism in Eukaryota, Metazoa, Arthropoda, Insecta, Diptera, Tephritidae. The record is from RefSeq and is a predicted model, not a curated record. Gene Ontology annotation, cellular component: cytoplasm; axon.